Lodderomyces elongisporus is the source of this 1296-nucleotide messenger RNA. It is a transcript of the gene RVS167, whose product is annotated as amphiphysin. The record is from RefSeq and is a predicted model, not a curated record. Gene Ontology annotation, biological process: endocytosis; actin cortical patch localization; plasma membrane tubulation. Lineage: Eukaryota; Fungi; Ascomycota; Pichiomycetes; Serinales; Debaryomycetaceae. Gene Ontology annotation, cellular component: Rvs161p-Rvs167p complex; medial cortex; actin cortical patch. Bases 1 to 1296 code for a protein of 431 amino acids. The transcript has 2 exons. Gene Ontology annotation, molecular function: lipid binding; protein binding.
AUGGAUGCCGAAAGAAGAUUUCAAGAAAUUGAAAUCGAGACAAAGAAAUUGAGCGAUGAGUCCAAGAAAUACUUUCAGGCCAUAACGGGAUUGCUCGAUGAUCAAAUUGAGUUUUCCAAAGCAAUUGAAGAGAUUUAUAAACCCAUUAGUGGGAAAUUAUCUGACCCCAAUGCAACCGUUCCCGAAGACAAUCCAGAUGGUAUUAUGGCUGCAGAGCAAUACCGGGAGUUGGUCAAAACAUUGAAGGAGACCUUGAAACCAGAUUUGGAAUUGAUCGAGAAAAGAAUUGUUGAACCAGCACAGGAGUUGUUGAAAGUUAUUGCCGCAAUUAGAAAAAUGGCCACCAAACGAGAUCACAAGCAGAUCGACCUUGAUAGGCACAAAAGAACAUACACCAAGUAUGAGCAAAAGAAAGAAAGGACAGCAAAGGACGAGGAAAAAAUGUAUAGCACACAAGCUGAAGUGGAAAUCGCUCAACAGGAAUUUGAUUAUUACAACGAGAUGAUGAAGAAUGAACUUCCUGUUUUGUUCCAAAAACAAAGUGAGUUUAUCAGUCCAUUGUUUGUCUCCUUCUACUAUAUGCAAUUGAAUAUAUUCUACCAAAUGUACAGCACUAUGGAAGAGAUGAAGAUUCCUUAUUUCAACUUGUCGGAUGAUAUACUCGAAGCAUACAACUUGAAAAAGGGUAACAUUGAAGAGCAAACCGAUGCAAUUGGCAUUACGCAUUUCAAAGUUGGCCACGCAAAGUCCAAAUUGGAGAUGGCGAAAAGGCACCAUGCAUCAGUUACCAGCCCUACUUUAUCUGCUACAAGCACUGGUACUGAACUUCCAGCGUACUCUGGUGGUGCUCCUGUAGGUUACAAUCCUGAUUAUAAAGGCGCAGAGCUUACAUCUCCAACUUCGACUGGACUGUAUGGAUAUCAACCGCAAGCAGGCUACCAGUCUCCACAAACAACAUAUGGCCAGCAGCUACCACCACCACAACAACAACAACCACAACCACAACAACAACAAACAGGUUAUGGCCAACCUGCAGCCGCAGGAGCAGCAGCUCCAGCUGCUUAUCAACAGCCCAAUGCCACGGGCUCCGCUCCACCUGCUUAUAUGAACACUCCUCCAGCAUCAUCUUCAGAAACAUGUAUUGCCAUGUAUGAUUAUACUGCACAAGCCCAAGGUGACUUGACUUUUCCUGCAGGUGCAACCAUCGAAAUCAUCAAUAAAGACGACCCCGGUUGGUGGAUGGGAAGGUACAAUGGAGUGCAAGGAGUUUUCCCUUCUAACUAUGUUAAACAAUGA